GGAGGAGGAGGAGGAGAGGAGGAGGAAGGAAGGAUGGACAUGCAAUAUUGAGCGUGAAACAUUUCUAAGGGGUGUAUUUGUAUUUUUAUUUGUACAUAGCUUGUAAUUCUAUAAUCCAAUUCAGAUCUCAGAUGGAAUUUUAUUUUGCAAAGCAAUACACGCAGUGAGCUAUAAGCCAUCCAUAUGUCAGCCUAUGCAACGACGCUGGAUUUGCACUAUUCAAGCCCUGCAAGGUUUGUGCAUGUAAACACCCUGUAAGCGGCAGUUCCUCUGAAGGACGUGUUUUUUGCACCGGGCCUGUCAACAUUUAUGCAGAAAUGGUGCAGCUGUUGUUUCUUGUAAUUUCCAACGUGCUUCCUACACUUAUUGCAUCCAUGCAUAAUUCAGCAACUGGAGGGUGUGCCAUCAUUCGCCCUCCUAGAGAUGGAGGGAUUCGUUACAGAGGACUGACUCAGGAGCAGAUUCGCAGUGUGCAGAUUUUGCCUGUAGACUAUGAGAUUGAAUACAUUUGCCGGGGGAACAGGGUGAUUGUGGGCCCGAAGGUGCGGAAGUGUCUCCCUGAUGGCACAUGGACAGAUAUGGAUCAGCAGAGCAGAUGCUUGUUUCUGUGUCCCCACGUGUGGACGUCUUUGGAGAACGGCAGAGCGACACUGCACCCCCCUGGACCUCCAGUAGAAGGCACUGUGGUCCAUUACAGCUGUCACGCUGGCUUCCUGUUGGAGGGCAGAAAUAUUUCCCACUGCACCAAGCAGGGCAACUGGGACUCGCCAAAACCACUGUGUAUUUAUGACAGAAAUUAUACAGGGAAGAAGAAGCUGUACAUCGGCGCGCUGUUCCCCAUGAGCGGAGGAUGGCCUGGGGGACAGGCAUGUCUGCCCGCCGCGCAGAUGGCACUGGAGCUCGUCAACAACCGCACUGACAUCCUGCCCGACUACGAGCUCGAGCUCAUCUAUUACGACAGCAUGUGUGACCCUGGGGAAGCAACAAAGCUCCUGUAUGACCUCCUCUACACAGAGCCGAUAAAAAUCGUACUGAUGCCAGGAUGCAGCUCUGUUUCUACACUAGUGGCUGAAGCAGCUCGCAUGUGGAACCUUAUAGUGUUCUCCUAUGGCUCCAGCUCUCCAGCACUGUCCAACAGGCAACGUUUCCCGACAUUCUUCCGCACACAUCCCUCCGCGACGCUGCAUAACCCCACACGUGUGCGCCUCUUCCAGAAGUGGAAUUGGAACAAGAUCGCCACAAUCCAGCAAACAACAGAAGUCUUCACUUCGACAUUGGAUGAUCUGGAACAGAGGGUGAAGGAAGCUGGUAUUGAGAUAAGCGUGAGACAGAGUUUCCUCACUGAUCCCGCCGUGGCUGUCAAGAACUUGAAGCGUCAAGAUGCCAGGAUCAUUGUUGGCCUUUUCUAUGAGACUGAAGCAAGAAAAGUCUUUUGUGAGGUCUAUAAGGAGAAACUCUAUGGAAAGAAGUAUGUCUGGUUUCUCAUUGGCUGGUACGCAGACAACUGGUUUAAAAUCAAAGACCCAGCCAUUAACUGCACCAUGGAGCAGAUGACAGAAGCUGUGGAGGGACACGUCACUACAGAGAUCGUCAUGCUGAACCCCGAGACUGUUCGUGGUGCCUCCAACCUGACAUCCCAGGAGUUUCUGGCGCAGCUCAUGUCUCGUCUUGGUGGGAAGAACCCUGAGGAGACAGGGGGUUUUCAAGAGGCUCCCUUGGCAUAUGAUGCAGUGUGGGCUCUUGCUUUGGCUCUUAAUAAGACGGUUGCACCGCUACAAGCUAAAGGAAGAAGACUGGAGGACUUUAAUUACAACAACCAGGACAUCACAGCAGAGAUAUAUCGGGCGCUUAAUACCAGCUCAUUUGAAGGAGUAUCAGGCCAUGUAGUCUUCGAUGCUCAGGGAUCCAGAAUGGCUUGGACACUCAUAGAACAACUGCAAGGUGGGAGUUACAAGAAGAUUGGAUACUAUGACAGCUCAAAAGGCAAUCUUUCGUGGUACGGAAAUGACAAGUGGAUAGGCGGAGACCCUCCAAGAGAUCAGACGGUGGUGUUAGAAGAAUUUCGCUUCCUUUCCCAGAAGCUGUUUGUUUCUGUAUCUGUGUUUGCUGGCCUGGGAAUCAUCUUGGGCAUCGUUUGUCUCACAUUCAACAUCUACAACAGCAACAUUCGGUACAUCCAGAACUCUCAGCCAUACCUGAAUAACAUUACAGCUGUGGGUUGUGUACUUGCCCUGGCUGCUGUUUUUCCACUGGGCAUUGACGGGCUUCAUGUAGACAGAUCUCGGUUUCCCGUGGUGUGUCAGUUCCGCCUGUGGCUGCUGGGCCUGGGGUUCAGUUUGGCUUAUGGCAGCAUGUUCACUAAGAUUUGGUGGGUUCAUACUGUGUUCACUAAGAAGGAUGAGAAAAAAGAGAAGAGGAAGCAUUUGGAACCCUGGAAGCUCUACGCAACAGUAGGAGUUUUACUGGCCAUUGACGUCCUGUCUCUGAUGAUCUGGCAGAUUGUUGACCCUUUGCACAUUACCUUAGAGAAGUUCACUAAAGAAGAUCCUAAAGGAGAUCUGGAUUUUUUGAUUCAGCCUGUACUUGAGCACUGCAGCUCAGAGAAGAUGAACACAUGGCUUGGGGUUGUGUAUGGCUAUAAGGGCCUGCUCCUGCUGUUGGGCAUCUUCCUGGCCUAUGAGACCAAAUCCAUCUCCACUGAGAAGAUUAAUGACCACCGAGCUGUUGGCAUGGCUAUCUACAACGUAGCUGUUCUGUGUAUGAUCACAGCUCCUGUGACGAUGAUUCUCUCCUCUCAGCAGGAUGCCUCUUUUGCCUUUGCCUCUCUUGCUAUAGUGUUCUCAGUCUACAUCACUUUGGUGGUGCUCUUUGUGCCCAAGAUGCGGCGUUUAAUCAUGCGUGGGGAGUGGCAGUCUGAGCAGCAGGACACACUGAAGACAGGAUCGUCUACCAAUAACAAUGAUGAAGAAAAAUCAAGGCAGCUCGAGAGAGAGAAUCAAGAACUCCAGAAGAUCAUUCAGGAGAAAGAGGAACGUGUAACAGAACUGCGAAACCAAUUAGCAGAACGUCAGGCUCUCCGGGCUCGGAAACCAGUAUCUUGUCAGAACCAGAACCAGAACCACAGCGCCCCCCCUCUGGCUUUAUCUGAGCCUCCUGUCUACUCGCCUGGCACAGAGCAGCACUCUGUGCCUCCCUCCUUCUCCAACAAUUCCACCCUCUACCAGGGAGAAGGGAAGCUCAGCCGGAAUCACUGCCACAACAGCCGACUGCCUCUUCUCUACAAAUGAACUGGGCAGAACUGGAGAUAAACAGGCUGUGUGUUGAUGAGUCCAUGUGAGUUAACAAGAGUGUAGUUCAACAUCUUUGUUUUUAAUGACUCUAUCACUCCAGUCUUUUUUUUUUUUUUUUUUUUUUAAGCAAUGUCUGCCAAUAUAUGUUCAGGUCUAGUGCUAUGUCGUCUUAUAUGUCGCCACUGUAUCAAUAUUAAUAUCAAUAUUCUGCUCUAUCAGUGUAUAUUAUGGAGCUUGUCUUGUUUUACAAUUUACAACUUUGCUCUACCUACAUGUGUAAAGAAAGCACAAAUAUUAAGUAGCCUUUGGUAAAUAACUAAAAUGGGAAAUGUUAUAUACAACAAAUGUUAUAUGUAUAGAAAAUUGGAACAGUAAUAUAGAAAUCGGAACAAAUGCAUAUUGGUAUCAUUUUGAUCCUUGCAAUUUUAUUUUAAGAAAUGAAACAUGUGAUGCUCAAUACAAAAUGUCACUCUCUCCUUCUUCCAUUUAUUCCUCUUUAUUGGGGGAAUCCCUUGGGGGAAUAAGAGCAUUAUCCUUUAGGCAGGGGAGGCCCCAUGUUUGCAGAAGUGAAAUUGAUAUUUAAAGCUUUCCAGGUGAGUCAGUUUAUGUACAAACUAAAGCCAAGUCCAUUAUUCACUGCAAAAAAAAAAAAAAAAAAAAAUUGCGUGAGUUUGCGUGACUGUUCUUUUGCUUCCUGAAAUGUCUGAGUCUUCCAAGUGUUAUUCUCUACAGACAUUCUUUAUGGACUCUUCAUGCUGUAUUUGAUUUUUAGUGGUGAUAGGAGGGAAGUGAGCAGACAUUGUGUAUGUUUAGGGUCAUUUGGUUUGGGCGAGUGUUUCAGAAGGGGUCCAUCCCCAAAGCAGUUUUCUUUUACAGUCUUAUUCAAUAUUAACCUGCUUUUCAGACUUCGUGUAAAUUUGGAUUAGAUGAAAAAGUCAAACCUUCCUUUGUCCUUUACGUUGUACUUUUGUGUGUUUUCUGUAAACCUUUCGUAUGUUUUCUCAUUCUAGCAUAGGUAAGUUGGUCUGUGUUAUUUUUUUCCUUGGCGUUUUAUUUUUAUGGAGUUGUGGUCAAAUUUUACGACUUACAAAGGCACACCUGUAGUACAAAAUCAUGUGCUGCAGCAUUUUUAGCACAUAAUGAGAGCACAGCGCACAAGAAAUGGUGAAAUUGUUCCACUUAUUUAUUUUUUUCGUGAAGUUCAAUGUUGCCAUUAAAAAAAAUCCAGUUGCAAUCCAUUUUAGAUUUAGCACAAAUAAUAAGCCUUACCCAAACCCUUUACUCUGCACUUUUGGCAUAGAUACAGUAUGUCUGUGUCUGCAAGGUAGUGUUAUUCAGAGAGAAAAUAUAACUAAUUUGCUUAUUGUGAUGAGACUGAAUGAUAUUCAGAAACACAGUUAUAAAACUGGUACUCUCGUGCAAUAUUUCAGUACUCAGCCUUUGUGUCUUGAUGAUAGUACAAUACUGAGCUUUAUGUUUGCACAGUGCUACUGACCAUUUUUCAUGCUUCGGGUUGUUCAUGUGUUACGUUACUGUUGUAUUGUUGGAAGCUCAUUCAGAAAAUGUGUCAAGUUUCUUUGUAUAAUUGCUUCUCUAAACAUAUUUAAACACAGCACGACAUAGCAAAUGUUCCUACAGCAUGUAAACAUUAUAUUCACUAAUUUAGCUCAGGGUAUGUAAUUAUACUAUCACUUUAUAUAUAUAUAUAAUAAAUGUUUAUUUGAAUUUGAAUAAGAUGUGUGCACUAUAUUACAACUUAGACAUACUCAGAAUCAUUCCAUAUAUAAAUCAAUAAUCCAAGCCCUAUAUAAUUUUUGGUAAUUUAUUUGUAAUUAAUAUAUGUAUUGUAAAUACAAUAAUCUUUUGUCUAUAUGCAAACUUUAUAGUUCAAUAAAACCCAUUAUUUUGC
This is a messenger RNA of Pangasianodon hypophthalmus (striped catfish), 5199 nucleotides long. It is a transcript of the gene gabbr1a, whose product is annotated as gamma-aminobutyric acid (GABA) B receptor, 1a. Bases 318 to 3287 code for a protein of 989 amino acids. Gene Ontology annotation, cellular component: G protein-coupled receptor heterodimeric complex; membrane. Gene Ontology annotation, biological process: gamma-aminobutyric acid signaling pathway; G protein-coupled receptor signaling pathway. The transcript is spliced from 24 exons. NCBI's taxonomy places the organism in Eukaryota, Metazoa, Chordata, Actinopteri, Siluriformes, Pangasiidae. Gene Ontology annotation, molecular function: G protein-coupled GABA receptor activity. The record is from RefSeq and is a predicted model, not a curated record.